GCCGAGCCUCGCUCCCGGGUGCAGCGGGUGAGAAGCGGGAGAAGCCAGUGUCAGUCCCGAGGCCGACGGUGCCCUGCGUCCCCACAGAAGCAGCUUCGGUGCGCGUUAGGCGCCGCGGGGAACGGAUCCGCGCCACCCGGGGCUGCUCCAGAGAGCCUCCGGCACACUGAGGAGAGGCGGCAGCUCGAGACUUGGUGAACGGCCGUGAAUGGAUCAGCCCUUUCAGCCUGAGCUAGAGGGUCUCAACAAACUGUGGGGGCCAUCAUGCCUCAGCAGCUUCUGAUCACCCUGUCCAGUGAGGCCAGCACCUGGGUGAAGACCAAGGAGGGUGCAUCCCCGAGGGAGGAUGUGACGAAAAUGCUUGAAGGAGAAGCUCCAAUAUCCCAUGAUACUGAUGGGAGUCAACGAGAACGUUUAUCACAAGGUGUGACCCCUAGCAUCCUUGCAACAGAAUCACAGGAAUCAUUGACUUUCAAAGAUGUAGCUGUGGACUUAUCCCCGGAGGAGUGGGGACAGCUGACUCCUGCAUACCGGGAUUUGUAUCGGGAGGUGAUGCUUGAGAACUACAGAAACCUGGUGUCAGUGGGAUACCAACUUUCCAAGCCUAGUGUGAUCUCCCAGUUGGAGAAAGGAGAAGGACCAUGGAUGGCAGAGAGUCAAGGCCCAGAGGACCCCAUGAUCGGUGUGAAGAAUAAACUACAAACCAAGGAGUCAACUGCAGAGAAUGACAUUCCCCCUAAGUUCGGUCAUGGCAUCAUGGUGGAAAGGCUCACAGAGGACGAUGUCACUUGUUCUACAUUGAAGAAAGCCUCCAGCUACAGUGGUACACUAGAAAGGCACCAGGGAAUCCGUGGAAAAGGUGGGAGGCAAGCUGUUUUGACUCACAAAAAGGGAUGCCAAGAAGCAAACAAAUUUGGGGAAAACCUUGAGGGUUCCAAUGUUAUUUUAGAACAGAAGCACCAUAAAUACAACCUGGGUAAGAGGAGAAACAAAUAUAAGUUAGAUUCAACUGAUGAUCCAAUGAGCUGCCUAGGAGCCAGAAUGUAUGGAUGUAAUAUAUGUGAAAAAAUGUUCAAACAACCCAUUCACCUUACAGAGCACAUGAGAAUUCACACCGGUGAGAAACCCUUCAGAUGUCAGGAAUGUGGAAGGGCCUUUAGUCAGAGCGCAUCGCUAAAUACACACCAGAGAAUCCACACUGGCGAGAAACCCUUUGAAUGUGAGGAGUGCGGCAAAGCCUUCCGGCAUCGCUCAUCGCUCAACCAGCAUCAUAGAAUUCACACUGGAGAGAAACCAUUCGUCUGUGACAAAUGUCAGAAAGCCUUCAGCCAGAACAUCAGCUUGGUCCAACAUUUGAGGACACAUUCUGGAGAGAAACCGUUUAGCUGCAACGAGUGUGGGAAAACUUUCCGGCAGAUUAGACACCUUAGUGAGCACGUAAGAAUUCACACUGGGGAGAAGCCCUAUGCCUGCACUUCGUGCUGUAAAACGUUUAGUCACAGAGCAUAUCUCACACAUCACCAGCGGAUCCACACCGGCGAGAGGCCCUACAAAUGUAAGGAAUGUGGGAAAGCCUUUAGGCAGAGGAUACACCUUAGCAACCAUAAAACUGUUCAUACGGGAGUGAAAGCAUAUGAGUGUAACCGGUGUGGGAAAGCCUACCGGCACGAUUCAUCCUUUAAGAAACACCAGAGACAUCACACUGGCGAAAAACCUUAUGAAUGUAAUGAAUGUGGAAAGUCCUUCAGCUAUAACUCGUCCCUGAGCAGACACUAUAAAAUACACAAGAGGAACUCUUCUCCAGAUAAUGUUUAAAAAAUGAUACAGGACAUGAGAACAAAAGGCAAAUUGGUGAGUCUAAGCUUUAAAAUUUCAGGACUCAAAUUUGAGAAACUGAUAAGAACAGUGAGAACUUUUAAUUUUGCCAGUAGCAUACACAAACACUACAUUGAUUACUAUUGUCUGACACUUUUGCAAAAUGAUAAAUUCAGCAUUAUGAAAAAUUCACAAUUAUUUUUUCUCAUUUCAUGAUAGAUUAAUAAAUUAUUUCUUGAUGGA
Molecule: messenger RNA, 2058 nt
Organism: Cricetulus griseus (Chinese hamster)
Lineage: Eukaryota; Metazoa; Chordata; Mammalia; Rodentia; Cricetidae
Source: RefSeq, a predicted model, not a curated record